This is a messenger RNA of Emericellopsis atlantica, 557 nucleotides long. RefSeq lists its product as uncharacterized. The record is from RefSeq and is a predicted model, not a curated record. Lineage: Eukaryota; Fungi; Ascomycota; Sordariomycetes; Hypocreales; Bionectriaceae. Gene Ontology annotation, cellular component: mitochondrion. The transcript has 2 exons. The coding region runs from base 167 to 430 and encodes 87 amino acids. Gene Ontology annotation, biological process: mitochondrial respiratory chain complex IV assembly.
CGGUGCAGAGGUACGAAUUGGAAACGCUAACAGCAAACUUGCUACCAACGCGAGCAUCCGCAUGCACAUUGCUUCAGCCUAACAGCUCCCACCGCGCACCUGUGGCUUCGGAUCAAGACCACGCAAAUCGCAACGUGCAAAUCGCCCUGCCACCGCAUAAUCAGAAAUGUCGCGAGCAUCGAAACUCACGCUUGGCGCGACGUCGCUCUUCGCUUUGAGCACCAUCGUGUUCGUCCACUUUCAGCAACAAGCUGAGCAGGCGGCAAUGCACCAAGGUGUUGUGCGCGACAUGGAGCAGCAACGCAUCAAGCGCGAGCGACAACUCGAUUUCGAUUUACAGAAACAACUGGAGGAAGAGUACAAACGCGAACAGAGCGUGAGGAGCUCCAUAGAUCCUCCUGGACAAGGAGGCUCGACAGCGCCGAGAUGACUGGGCACGCGAUCGGCAAUACUUGCGGCCAAACGCAUUGUAAAACAUAUACGUGACGCAUGCUGCGCUCGUUGUAAAAUCUUAUCGUGCUGCUACUGCUGGGCGUCACUAGCGACGGAUGCCAUCA